Molecule: messenger RNA, 2175 nt
Organism: Lytechinus variegatus (green sea urchin)
Lineage: Eukaryota; Metazoa; Echinodermata; Echinoidea; Temnopleuroida; Toxopneustidae
Product: galactosylceramide sulfotransferase-like
Exons: 3
Coding region: 494-1768 (424 amino acids)
Biological process (GO): glycolipid biosynthetic process
Cellular component (GO): membrane
Molecular function (GO): galactosylceramide sulfotransferase activity
Source: RefSeq, a predicted model, not a curated record
UUCUUCACUCGCCCAUACUACGCCUCCCUUCGACUUCCGCCAUUCUGUUUGUGUAUACGUUGGCAGUUUAACUUUCUCCCGUCAACCAUUGACUCUCAAGGAAAUCAAAUCAUCUGUUUUCUGUACGACUGGUUAUAUCACGACCAUGGUACCUUGCUUCGGACGGUUACCGCCUCGUACCGAUGCAGUUUUCCGUCUCGCUAUGUGUGGUCGAUCUCGCCACUGCAAUCUAUUAGCCGACAAAGGUCUGUAUGAUAUUUAUAAUCAUAUAUGAUACUUGUAUCAAAAUUCACAUCAGAGUGUAGAGAAAGUUCGACACCAAACACCGGGACCAAACAUUGCCGAAGUACCGGCUUAAUUUCUCAGCCUGAGUCUCCAGAGACUGGUGACGCGCGUGAAUCUCUCUCUUUGACGGAGUAAAGAUAUCUUUCAUCUCGGUAAUGAAUGACCACAUCCACGAUUUCCAAAAUGAUUAUGGUCUGAUGUAGCUACGAUGCCGUUUCCUUCCCACCCUCGCCCGACCUUCGUCCUUUUCAUCAUCGCUGUCAUCUUCGUCAUCGUCUCGAUAUCAGCGAUACUUUCAUUACCUCCUGUUGCUGCAAAUAAAAAAAUCAGCAAAGAUACUGGUCGUGGUGACCCGGAACUGCUGUUUCAAGCCAACGGAAAUACACCCCCAGAGCAACUCAAGGGACCCAGGAUUUCAUUGGCAUCAAGCAACACCAAAUGCGUACCCCACCAGAAACUGGUCUUCCUGAAGACACACAAGACAGGGUCAACAACCUUGGCAUCCAUUAUCCAACGGUAUGGUUACCUCAACAAUCUUACCUUCCUGGUCCCACAUCGAAACCACUUUGUCAACUACCAGAGGAUCUUUAACGUGGACAAGAUCAACCUUACAGAGGUGAAAGAUACGGGGAAAGUCCGAUGGUCAUUUCAGACGGGAUAUGAUAUCCUCACCAACCAUGCACGUUAUAACCGAUCAUCCAUGGACAUGGUCUUCCACGAUGCCAGAUACAUUACGAUACUAAGAGAACCGUCCGCCCAGUUUGAAUCUGCAUUCUACUACUUUGAAAUCUGGCGGUCCAUUCCGCGGUCUCGAGAACCGCUCAAGUUGUUCAUGGAAGAUCCAGAACUGCACUUCCGGAAAGUCAUGCAAACGCGACAGUACUACAAAGACAGCAUGCACAACCAGCAACUAUUUGACCUCGGUAUGUCGCAUGACGACAUGGAUGAUGAUGACAAGGUCAAGAGGAAAAUCCACGAGAUCGAUGCCGAAUUCGACCUCGUUAUGAUCACCGAGUACUAUGAUGAGUCUCUAAUUCUCCUCAGGAAACUUCUUUGUUGGAGUAUGAAUGAUAUUCUGUAUCUCGCUAAAGGAACGCGUACGCCCGACUACCACGUCGAGGUUGGCCCAGACCUUCGCACUAAAAUACAAACAUGGAACAAAGCAGACGUCUGGCUCUAUAAGCAUUUUAAUGAGACGUUUUGGCGGAAAGUGAGAAGUUACGGUCCCGAGUUUGGAAAAGACCUUGCGGAGUUCCGAGCGAGACUUGCUGCCACGCAUGACUCUUGUUGCAAUAGUACCCGUAUGAACGCGAGAGAUAGGAGGGUAAUGCUUUUUUCUCUUAAGAAUAACCCUUCAGUGUGGUGCAAACACCUUGCCAGAGGAGAUGUUGACUACACCCGACUUAUCAGGGAACGUAUGACGCAACGUGGUAUACCUACAUACUCUUCACGGGAACACCAUGGGCGGAAACAAAACUCUUGAACUUUUAGAUAUUUCGUUGAAUACUAUGUAUUUUUCUUUAAAUACUUGAAUACUAUGUAUUUGAAAAAUAAUGUUCAUUUUAUAGUUAUAAUCUUUCUUGAAAAGAAUCCCUUCAGAAUAUAAUAUUUAAAGAACUUUUGUUAUUGAAAUUGAGUUCCUAUAAUUUGUUUGGUGCAAGAUUUUUUUUUUUGCUCCAGUAGCACCAAAGGAGGGUCCUAAUUUUCUUGGUCAUUUUUAUACAAAGAUUCCAAUUCCUACCUAUGGUAUUACGCAUGAUUGUCUGUCAUAGUAGCUUUAUUUAGCGUCCCGUUUUAAUAAGUGAUUUUCUUGUGAUUGAAUUGAUGAAGAAUAAAGAGAUCUCAUGAUAUUAUCACAAGAUAAUGUUCACAUCUCUCUUACUUUUCGGC